CCGGAGAUCUGCCUGACGCCGAAUGGCUUGCAUAAAUCCCAGACAGGGCCGAUGUCAUAUAGCGGUAGACCCUGGGUGUGCCCGCUGGCUGCGUCCUUGACAUCUGCACUCAUGUAGACGCCAGCGUUUGACAGUCCCAGUUGUUCGGCAACACUGCGUCGUUCGUCGCGAUGGCGAUAGACCCACUAUCAUCGAUACCCAUGUGGGUAUGUCUCCUAUUAUCCGUCGCACUGAUCGCCGUUCGGGUCGGUUUCCGGCUGUGGAAGAAGCAACGUCUCAUCCGAGGCGACUACUGGUGCUUGUUGGCUGCCUUGUUUACCGUCGCACGUCUGGUCGCCAACUACUACCUGUUGAUCUAUGGCUCCACACGAAUAUUAUCGCCAGCACGCCGCCUGCAACUCCUCGAACCCGAAUAUGAGUCUGCAGCGUCCCAAGUCGUGAUAGGAAGCAAACUGGUCUUGGCGACUCGAGCGAUGCUAACAUGCUUACUGUGGUGCCUGAAGAUGGCCGUUUUCGAUCUUCUGGCAAGACUCAUCUCCAAGAUGCCCUACGAACGUACCCUUGUGUACAGCUUCUGGGCCGUGCUACUUACUACCUUCAUCGCAUCCAUAACAACUAUCUACGCUGGAUGUCGUCCUUUCGAGACACACUGGCAGAUCUAUCCUGAUCCUGGAGAUUGUGUUAUUGGAAAUUUAUGGCUUAUCACAUACGAAGCGAGCAAUAUCGUGACCGAUUUGAUGCUUAUGGCUCUGUCCUUCACGCUAGUUUGCUCGGUGAGAGUCCCCAUGAUACAACGUUUGCGCGUUAUGGCGCUAUUCAGCAUCGGCAUCUUCCUUGUUGCAAUCAGUAUCAUCCGCAUCAUCCAAGGCAAGGACUCCCGUGCUCAGCGUGGUCACACCCUGUGGGCAUCGCUCGAGAUAUUGCUGGCUGUAGUCGUCGCAGUGACUCCAACGAUAUAUGCGCUUGCACACGGCCGACAUGAAGACAGCUCUUUUGACAGAACCCAUAUGUCUGAGUAUCCGAGAGGCCGCACAUUCUCCGAUGGCACUAUCUCAGGGGACAAGGACCCCGGCGCCAGGUGGACCGAGAUGCAUGACGACACACUAAACAAACUAGACAGCGCAAGCUCGCAAAGAGCGUUGGUCGAUAUGCGACAUCAAUCGCUCGACGCAAGAAUUGUAUGACGUUCACUCGUU
Messenger RNA from Boeremia exigua, 1196 nucleotides. RefSeq lists its product as uncharacterized. The record is from RefSeq and is a predicted model, not a curated record. The transcript is spliced from 5 exons. NCBI's taxonomy places the organism in Eukaryota, Fungi, Ascomycota, Dothideomycetes, Pleosporales, Didymellaceae. Bases 171 to 1184 code for a protein of 337 amino acids.